CAGGCCUUGACAAGUUCAUAAGGAAGAGUUCUAUCAAACCAAUGGUUUGGAAAAGAAAAUUCGAAUGGACUCUUGCAUUACUGCAACUUUUUUUCAUCGUUGUUUUCGCCUUCUUUUUCAAAUAUGGCGACGAUUUACUUCCCAAAGUUUCGAAAUUUAGCAACAGCAGCAACGACAUCGAACAAGAACAUCAGCCCAACAUUUUGCCUAAAUACUAUCCAAUGUUUCAAGAUAUCAAUGCUAUGAUCUUCUUCGGUGUGGCUUUUCUGUACGCAUUCCUGGGUAAAUAUGGCUACACAGGAGUAGGUAUGAAUAUUCUGAUGGCUGCUGUAGCAGUGCAGUGGGGAAUAAUUAGUACCAUUUGGUGGAACUUAGAAAAUGGAAAAAUGAAACUCGACGUUACAAGUUUAAUUAAAGGAGAAUUCGCGGCAGCAGUUGCCGUCAUAGCCUUUGGCGGAAUCUUCGGGAAGAUAAGCAGGCUACAGAUGAUUGCGCACACUCUGAUUGUAGUCCUCAUUUACACCAAUGUCAACCACUGCUGUGAAGUUUAUUUGCAGACAUAUGAUUCUGGAGAAUCAGUUUCAUUGCACCUAUUUGCUGCAAUCUUCGGUUGUGCCGUAGCUUAUGUUGCUGAUAAGAAGAAAACCGUCCAAGGCAAUCCAAAUGAGAAGCCAAGCUACAACUCUAAUAUUUUCUGUAUGAUCGGUACAAUUCUUCUGUGGGCAUUUUGGCCAAGUUUCAAUGCCGGACUAGAUGAUGGUGAUAGUCAACACAGAGCAGUACUGAAUACUUAUCUUGCUUUGAUUGGGAGUUUGAUUUCAUCUUUUAUUGUGUCUUCACUAUUACAUAAGACUGGAAAAUUUACAAUGAGUCACAUACAAAAUGCAACGCUGGCCGGAGGUGUUGGGAUAGCAGCCACAUCAAAUUUGUUGGUCCAUCCAUUUGGUGCUCUCAUUAUAGGGACAAUAUCUGGUAGCAUCUCAGUAACUGGGUUUCAGUACUUAUCACCAUUUUUAACGAAAAUACAAGUCUACGAUCCAUGUGGCAUCAACAGUUUACAUGGAAUACCAGGACUUUUUGGAGGAAUCACAAGCAUUGUUACAGCUUUGCUCGCAAAUGAAAAUUCGUACGGAUACAGUUUGUACAAAUUUUACCCUGCCAUGGCACCAGAGGCAAACACCACAGCUUUCUUCGAAAUUCAACGAAGCAUUCCUGACAUAAAGCCUGGAAUCAACAGAACACCAGAGAUACAAGCUUGUUACCAGCUUUUGUAUAUAGUUACAGUAAUCGUUAUUGCAACAAUAACGGGAUUAAUUACAGGUUGGCUGUUACAGUCAAGUUGGUUUGAUCCUUUAGAAGAAAAGCAAAUGUAUACCGAUGACACUUUCUGGGUGGUUCCUACAUCAAAUGAAAAUGAAAAAGUGAGCAAUCGUUCGAAUACACUACAAGGAUCCGAAGCAAAGGAAAAUUGUUAUCAAAUGUCCACUUCAUAAGUGGAACGAUAAAACUUCAUCUUAUUGAAAACAAAGACAUG
This is a messenger RNA of Uloborus diversus, 1534 nucleotides long. Its product is annotated as ammonium transporter Rh type A-like. Gene Ontology annotation, molecular function: ammonium channel activity. Bases 42 to 1493 code for a protein of 483 amino acids. Gene Ontology annotation, biological process: ammonium transmembrane transport; ammonium homeostasis. NCBI's taxonomy places the organism in Eukaryota, Metazoa, Arthropoda, Arachnida, Araneae, Uloboridae. The transcript has 10 exons. Gene Ontology annotation, cellular component: plasma membrane. The record is from RefSeq and is a predicted model, not a curated record.